Carassius gibelio (silver crucian carp) is the source of this 3138-nucleotide messenger RNA. RefSeq names its product cholecystokinin receptor (gene cckbrb). The transcript is spliced from 5 exons. Gene Ontology annotation, biological process: neuropeptide signaling pathway. The record is from RefSeq and is a predicted model, not a curated record. Gene Ontology annotation, molecular function: neuropeptide receptor activity; gastrin receptor activity. Gene Ontology annotation, cellular component: membrane. Bases 201 to 1532 code for a protein of 443 amino acids. NCBI's taxonomy places the organism in Eukaryota, Metazoa, Chordata, Actinopteri, Cypriniformes, Cyprinidae.
UUCUCACACAGAGCAACUGUGCCUUCAACACACCGCUGAGCAACAACGCUUCAUUUCAGCACGAGCUAAUCUUACCUUUUUAUUGACUCUUAAUUGAAUCCUCUCCAAAUGUCUGCUCUCUAAGCAGCUCUUUGCGCUCUCAUAGCUUACGGAUGACUGCGAGGAAACACUAAUAUCAAAUAGUUGUGGUUAGGUCCGAGAUGGAUUUACAGACGCUAAAUGAUACAUCUGGGAUUUGGGCAUGCCUUCCGCUUCAGAACAGCUCGGUUCUGAACGGGACCUUAAACGGGAGUCUGGAGAUUCCCGACGGCGCUUGCGGAGACGCGCUUCUGCUGCCCAAGACGGAACCGGCGCGAGCCAAAGAAAUGGAUUCGCUGCGCAUAUUGCUAUACUCUCUCAUAUUCCUGCUGAGUGUGUUUGGUAACCUGCUCAUCAUUGUGGUUUUGGUGGUGAAUAAGCGAAUGCGGACGGUGACCAACUCAUUCCUGCUCUCCCUGGCCAUUAGUGAUCUCAUGAUGGCUGUUUUCUGCAUGCCCUUCACUCUUAUUCCCAACCUGCUGGAGGAUUUCAUCUUUGGAGCUGCCAUGUGUAAGAUUGUGGCCUAUCUUAUGGGAAUCUCUGUCUGUAUAUCUACCCUCAGUCUGGUGGCUAUAGCCAUUGAGAGGUACAGUGCCAUUUGCAACCCGCUGAAGUCCCGGGCAUGGCAGACCCGAUCCCAUGCCUAUAAAGUCAUUGCUUCUACCUGGGUCCUGUCCUUCCUCAUUAUGACACCCUAUCCCAUCUUCAGCACGCUGGUGAAGUUCACCAAGCACAACAAGAUUACAGCUCACAUGUGCCGCCAUGACUGGCCAAAGAGCGAGGUGGAGCAAGCCUGGUACAUCCUGUUGCUAUUUGUUCUGUUCUUCAUUCCUGGAGUGGUGAUGAUCAUUGCUUAUGGGCUCAUUUCUCGAGAACUCUACCGUGGAAUACAGUUUGAAUUGGAGCAGAAGAAGGGACAGAGUGGAAUGAAAAAUGGUAUCAGCAACACUGUCUUAUAUAGCAGCGAUGACGGAGACGGCUGCUACAUCCAGGUGUCCAAGAGGCCAAACUCAAUGGAGAUGUCAGUCCUCACCCCAACGGGCUCCGCAAAGGUGGACCGACCCCGCAGCAACACGUCUGAAGCUAAACUGAAGGCCAAGAAGCGGGUGAUCCGUAUGCUUAUUGUCAUUGUGGCCAUGUUCUUCAUCUGCUGGAUGCCUCUGUACUCCGUCAACACCUGGAAAGCAUUCGACCUUCCCUCAGCCCACAGGGCUCUUUCUGGAGCCCCCAUCUCAUUCAUCCACCUGCUGUCCUACACGUCUGCCUGUGUCAACCCAAUCAUCUACUGCUUUAUGAACAAGCGCUUUCGAAAGGCACUUCUUGCCACCUUCUCCUGCUGCUGCUGGUCCUGCCGCAGAAGAGGCUUCAGGGAAGGUGACGAUGAGGUUACUGCCACCGGAGCGUCCAUGUCUAAGUUUAACUACACCACUGUCAGCACGAUGGGACCAUGCUGAUCCUCAAAGGACAAGAUGGAGAAGAAUUGGUGUGGAUGUUGGCAAAUGAUGAGGGUUAGAAGACUUAGAUUGUUUAUCACUUUCUUGCAGCUAAGACGACCAGAUGCUACAUCAACAGCAGCCAAUGGUUUAUGAUUCAUGAUUAUUCAUGUUGUUAUAUAUUCACCAGAGACUUGUCUAAAUGUAUAUUCUUGAGGUGGCGUCGAAGAGCUCGGUAGGAAUGGUCACACCAACCUCACCCUCUUCUGUCAAAGGUCUGUCACUCUCACAAAACAACAACAACAACAACAAAAAAGACGCCAAAUGACCGCCUGCAAAAUUUCUUUCUGAAUGAACUGGUUUUGGUGUAGAAGAACCAAAAAAGAGUAAUUUUUUUUUACCAUGAAUAACAAUCUGCAUUUGAGGUAAAGUUUGUGGUGUAGAGUUUGCUGAGGAAAAAUUUGGACCAGAUGCAAGCAGAACAAUGGCUCUUCAGGAUGAGAAGACACUCAUUGGGAGCCUUUAUCGACUGAGCGAUAAUGUUGAACUUGCUAGAUCAGAGUCAGCAGGAAGCAGAGUUUCUAGAGCUUUUAGUGCGUACUUGCUCAAAUGACUAUGUAAAUGUCUGAAUGUGGCUAGUAGAAUACCAGCCUUAUGCUUUACGUUAUCUUUUGUUGUAGUUUAAAGUGCCUGCAUAGUGUUUUUAAAUCCUUUUUGAGGCCAAGAAACAUCGGGAGGGAUUUCAUUCAUAAGAUCAGAACAGCUUUCCAAAGUCUGAGCCAUAAAAUAUUACAAAGUGGUUAAUGAUCAUGGUCUGUUUCUAGACAGGACAAUUAUUUUGGCAGUUGCCUUCAUAUUUUUUUUUUUUGGACUGAAGAGGUUUUGUUUUGUUUUUUGAAGUUGUCCUUUGUGGCCUUCAUAGUCUGUGGUUAUAGGGGACCUCAACUGAAUGAAAACGCUUUGAUUGAGGUGAACUCAUGCCAAUCUGUCAUAAUCUCACAGACUGAUUUAUGAAUGCUUUUUAAAUGCCCUCGUAAAUGUAUAGAUAUAAGCGUAUUAAGGUUCUGCAAGACAAGUCAUCAUCAAACAACAGCAAAGAACACUUACAUCUGAUUUGUGAUUGUUCUGUCCUUCUGUUAGAAGAUUCAUUUUAUUUUCUUAUUUAUUUUUAUUUUUUUAGGCAGGUUAGAGAGGGAAGCUUGAUUAAAUGUCAGAUAUUUUUGGAUGCCAUGGAGCCCAUGGGAAGUCAGACUUGAUUCAGUGAAUAUAAAAUAUUUCAAGAAUAUAAAACAAUAUAUGAAAUAAAUUAAACUUAAUGGCUGACUUUAAGUUCUGACAAAGGGACAACCGGGAGUGAUGAGUUCAGGAAUUUUGAUUUUAAUUACUGAUGAAAAAAACAAGCUGAAACUCCAAAAACUCAUGACACUCUGAAAGGAUGUAUACAAAGAUUAUUUUUGUCAUAAUGAUGGAAACACUUUACAAUGUAUUUCCUCUGCAUCAAAUUUACAGUUGUCGUAAAAAAAAAAAAAAAAAAAAAAAAAAAAAAAAUCAUUUACACAAUCUCAUUACUCAUCAAGUAAAUUACUAAAGAUUUAAAUUCAAACAUUAUACCAUUCCCAAUUCCUUA